GUGCUUAUGGUUGAAUUCAUUCGCACAAAAGCUGUUUAUAAGAAAGCGAUGGACGACUGAUAAAUGUCGUUUUCGUACAAUUUUAUUAUACGACGUUCCGUUUCAGUGGUGAUGUAUGUACAUGUUACCGGUCAUGCAUGACAACAUACUUGACUACUAGUACUUAAUCGCUUUCAAAAUCGCAUAGAUGUCAGAGGUAAUACAACCAGAACACAAAAUGGCCAGCCAGGAGUGUGUUACAUACCCCGACCAAGUCAGAGAAAAACUGGCAGGCAAGACUAUCCUGAUCAUCGGAUCAAGUACUUCUGGACACCGAUUAGUGUGGGAUAUUUUCACAAGCGCAAAAAUCAAGGUCAUAAUGGUUGGACACAAAAAAUCAAAUGAUGGAGCAGGAACAGUGGAAACAUUUUUCCAUUAUGAUUAUUACACAGAUCAAUCAGAUAUUGAGAAACACGCAAGUAACAUAAUCCAACUUCUUGGAGAUAGAGUGAAAGAUAUUGACGGGUGUUUUACUUUUACUGAAGAAGAUACACCAAUAACUGCUGUUAUAUUUGAGAAACUUAAACUCAAAGGAUUUCAUCCUGACGCAGCCAUAACAGUGAGGAGCAAACAAAAAACCUACGAAGCCAUGAAAUCCAACACAAGUAAUACUCCAUUCAAGACAGAAAAAUAUUCGCCCGUUUCCUUUCGAAUCCGAAAUGAAAGUGAUAUAAAAAAGGCCAAGGAGAUAACGUUUCCUGCCAUUCUCAAGCCGGAACACGACGCGAGCUCCUGGGGAGUUGUGAAGGUUAUAUCUGAAGACGACUGCCUUCUACAGUACAACAAAAUACAGAAAGAGUUUAAAGAAUCCUCCUUUGGAGAAACGUUUGGAACGUCAAUGAUCCUCAUGGAACUUCUUGAUGGUCUCUCCUACGAGGUGGACGUGGUGAUUUACGAAGGCCAGCUCAUGGCUGCAUUUGUAAGCGACAUUGGUCUCUACCUCCCUAACAGUUAUGCCUGCACUUCGGUAUGCAUUCCUUCUAAUCUGUCUGCAGAACGUCAAGACCAACUGAAGACAGCCGCGCAUCAUUGUUGUUGUAAAGUCGGUUUAGUCAAUGGUGUUUUCAAUUCAGAGUUUAAGAUGACAUCUUCCGGUCCAAAACUCGUUGAAAUCAAUGGCAGAGUAGGCAGUUUUCGUAGAUGUAUCGUCUACGAGACAAUAUAUGGCGUCAACUUAUGGGAGAUUGCAGCCGCCAUAGCUUGUGGAAUCAAGCCUUGUUUUCAAGAAGUAACCCCAAGAUGCUUUGCUGUCGGAGCCUAUCUCUACAUUAGGUUUCACGGAGAGCAGUUUUUUAAAGAAGACAUUAGUCUAAAGCUAAGUUCUAUGGCUGAAGCAAACGAUAUACUCCUGCUCAGGGAGAGCGAGACAAUAGACCUGCAAUGCGAGAAUGAAGAAUUUCUCAGACCUUUCUGUCAUCUAGUUGCGCUUAACAAAACAAGUACAAAGCAUGCUAGACAUAUGCUCACACAGCUUUUCCAGGACCUCGGAUUUACUGGGACCGAUUAUGACAUUGAACAAUUCACAAGUGUGUGGGCUUAAUAUUUAUAUAAAACUGCCAACAUUUUCCUGACAGUCAGGUAAACAAAACAUAUCAAGUGAAUUAAAAUUGUGUAAACACUGCCUAAAAAUACAAUAUAGGUAGCACACCAGUAACUUCUAUAUAAACACCACUUGUAAACAAUACGAAUUCAACGUUUUUAUAAGCACUGCUUAAACUACCAUAAAGGAGUAUACCCCAGCGUCUAUCCUUUAAAUAAAAACGACUUGUUAAUUAUAAAUAUGAUUCAUUUUAGCUACUAUUUGACGUAUUGUCCUGCUGUAAAAAGUUUGUAAUGUAUUUAAACCUGUGACCUUGACAGAUAUACUACAGGCCACAUAGAAUUAUAUGAUUUUCUCCCACAUUAGACAUUUUGUGGACUGCCAGCUCAGGCAAAAGAGUGAAUAAUUAAUUAAUAGAUAAUUAUUGUAAAAUGAACAUGUUUAGAAUAGUUGGUAUAAAUGUUUUAAAAUAUUUGAAACCAGUUAAAUUUGAAAUGUGUUAAGGUCAUUCGAAUUGAUUUGAAUAAACAACUUUAGGCCCGUCAACACAGCCCAUCACUGGGGCAGUGCCAUAUCACAAGGACGCUACUGGUAGCAUGCAUGUGUUAGUCAUUUCAUGUGUAGAAUUGUAUAUAUAAGCACGACCCUACCUGUAUGCCUAUUGAUUAAACACAUCUGAACUUAAAGUAAGUCUAUGUGAUUCAUUUCAACAAAUCAAAUAGUCCAGCAUUCCAACAUUAUGCUGGCUAAAUAGUAUUACCUAAGGACUUUUGGUAUUUCAGAGAAACACAGUUUGUGAUGUAAAACCGGAGGAAAGCGCUGGAUAUUGGCACGGGAAAAAAAUGCAAAGAUGCAGAACAUAAUAUACAUAGCAUACAAACAAAUUUGCCGGUUACGACUCUCACCGAUUGGAAAUGAUAAGGAGAAGUUUCACGAUAUAUAUGAAACUA
Molecule: messenger RNA, 2529 nt
Organism: Mizuhopecten yessoensis (Yesso scallop)
Lineage: Eukaryota; Metazoa; Mollusca; Bivalvia; Pectinida; Pectinidae
Product: carnosine synthase 1-like
Exons: 2
Coding region: 188-1579 (463 amino acids)
Biological process (GO): carnosine biosynthetic process
Molecular function (GO): carnosine synthase activity; ATP hydrolysis activity; metal ion binding
Source: RefSeq, a predicted model, not a curated record